CUUCUGGUAAAGGAACCCCAGUAGAGAAGGGCUAAUUUGUCUCCUUUAAUUGAUCGGAUGGGUCCGAGGAAAAGGAAGAACGAGGAUGCUUUGGAGGAUGAAAAAGAAGUUGAUAACAUCACCAAGAAGGAGGAAGCCGUGGAGGAGGAGAGAGGGGGGAGAAAAAGGAGUCGUGGGAAUAAAUACAUUGGUGCUCAUGUUGGAAUCCAAGGUGGGAUCUGGAAAGCAGUGGAGUCCUGUGUAGAGAUGGGUGGGUACAGUUUUGCCCUGUUCCUGGGCUCUCAGCGGUCCUGGAAGAGGCCUGCACUGGACCAGAAAGCUGCAGAAAAGUUUCAGGAGCAACGUUGUCAGCAUGGGUUUGAUCCUGCGCACAUCCUGCCUCAUGGGUCCUACCUGAUGAACUGCGGAUCUCCUAAAGAUGAUGUCUUUGAAAAGAGCCAGGCCUUGCUGGUGGACGAGCUCAACCGCUGCAGCCUCCUGGGCCUCAGUCUCUACAACUUCCAUCCUGGAUCCUCUUUGGGCACCAUCACCACUGAGCAGUGUGUUGAGAAAAUAGCUGGAGCUAUAAACCAUGCUCACCAGCAGACACCUUCUGUAGUCACAGUGUUGGAGAACAUGAGUGGCCAGGGCAGCACGGUGGGAGGGAAGUUCUCUGAGCUGAAGAGCAUCAUCCACAAAGUGCGAGACCAGACUAGAGUGGGAGUGUGUCUGGAUACCUGCCACGCCUUUGCAGCAGGGUACGACCUGGCUGCAGAGGGAGGAGUGACAGCCAUGCUGGAUGAGUUUGAUCAGGAAGUCGGACUUCACUAUCUCAGAGCAAUCCACCUGAACGAUUCCAAAGGUAAGCUUGGCUGUCACCUAGAUCGGCAUGAAGAUAUUGGUAAGGGCAACAUUGGAAUCUCUGCAUUUCGAGACAUUGUCAAUGAACCCAGACUGGACAACAUCCCUCUGAUCCUGGAGACCCCUGGACGGCCGGGAUUUGAAUAUCCGGAGCAAAUAGAGCUCCUGUAUUCCCUCUGUGAGACCAAGUAAAGCUGCUUUAUUAAAAGAAACGGACGUCACACAAAUGUGAUGAAGCACACUGAGGACACUUUUCUAAAUGAAAAGAUGUUUUUUUUUUCUUUGAGCUAAAUAAUAAAUGUUUUGGUAAAACGUU
Nothobranchius furzeri (turquoise killifish) is the source of this 1156-nucleotide messenger RNA. RefSeq names its product probable endonuclease 4. Gene Ontology annotation, molecular function: zinc ion binding; DNA binding; DNA-(apurinic or apyrimidinic site) endonuclease activity. NCBI's taxonomy places the organism in Eukaryota, Metazoa, Chordata, Actinopteri, Cyprinodontiformes, Nothobranchiidae. The record is from RefSeq and is a predicted model, not a curated record. Gene Ontology annotation, biological process: base-excision repair. Gene Ontology annotation, cellular component: mitochondrion; nucleus.